GUUGAGAGAAAACGACCAAGAGAACCUAGCACAGAAAGACCUUCUCAAAACCCUUAUUCUCCCGGUUCAUUAUUGAAUUUAACAAGUCCACCACCUCCAUCAGAUACCGAUGGCGACGUAGAAGUGGAAGGAAAUCUUAUUGAAGAUGAUAUAUCAGAUGUAUCAGAGGAAGAUGGAGAGAAUUUGUAUCCCUCUGACUUUGAAAGGGAUUAUGAAGAACGUCCUGAGUUAGACCGUUAUGAUUCAGAUAAUAUUGAUGAUGAAGCUCAUGAAGAUUUAGAUAUUACUUCCCGGCGAAAUUUAGAAAUGAUGAUGGAUGAUCGCGACGCGCGUGAAGGACGCACAGCAGCCGAUUAUCUUUUAGAUACAAAUAACUAUUUACAAGAGAAAAUCAAGCGUCGGCGUCGGAAAGGUAUGAAUAAUGAAGAAUUAGCAGAUGUAAAGGCUUCUUCUAUAGGUGAAUGGAUUAAAAAUCCUGCUGUACAAAAAGGAAUCGUGCGUCAGUUCAGUAAUUUCUUACGCAAGUAUACAAAAGAUGGAAAAUCUGUAUAUUGGCCUUUAAUUGAAGAACUUACAAAAGAUCAAUUGCAGAGCUUGGAAGUCAGUUACAAGCAUUUAGAAUCCGAUAAACCAAUUUUAGCGAGAUUUCUUAAGAGAUCACCUGUGGAAAUGCUACAAAUUUUUGAUGAAGUGGCAACUGAUGUUAUAUUUAAAAAACAUCCGCAUUAUGAGGAAUUAAAUAAAGAGAUGCAUGUUCGGAUAACUGAGUAUCCUAUAUUAAACACGCUUAGAGACCUCAGGCAUACUCACCUCAAUACUUUCGUACGAGUUUCGGGUGUUGUAACAAGGCGAACCGGCGUAUUUCCUCAAUUGAAAUUUGUGAAAUAUAAUUGUUUAAAGUGCGGUGGAGUUCUUGGACCUUACACUCAAGAUCUUCAGUCCGAGAUAAAAUUAAAUCACUGCAGUUAUUGUCAGUCAAAAGGACCUUUCAGUUUGAAUACAGAACAGACAAUGUAUAGCGAUUAUCAAAAAGUCACUAUGCAAGAAACCCCUGGUACAAUCCCCGCUGGAAGGUUGCCUCGACAUCGGGAGGUUAUUUUGCUUUGUGAUCUUAUAGAUUCCGUGAAGCCUGGUGACGAAAUUGAAGUCACCGGUGUAUAUCGUAAUAAUUUUGAUUUUUCUUUAAAUAUAAAAAAUGGAUUUCCGGUAUUUGCUACUAUCAUUGAGGCAAACUAUAUUGUUAAAAGGGAGGACCUAUUCUCAACUUAUAGGCUGACGGAUGAAGAUAGGGAACAAUUGAAAAACCUAUCAAAAGAUCCGAAAAUUGCCAAUAAGAUAUAUCAAAGUAUUGCUCCCUCUAUCUAUGGUCAUGAAGAUAUUAAAAGGGCCUUAGCUUUAUCAUUAUUCGGUGGAGUAGCUAAAAAUAUUCAAGAUAAACAUCGAUUGCGAGGGGAUAUUAAUAUACUAAUGCUUGGAGAUCCUGGCACAGCAAAAUCUCAAUUCUUGAAGUAUGUCGAAAAAACUGCACAUCGUGCUGUUUAUACGUCUGGUCGUGGUUCUUCAUCUGUUGGUCUCACUGCAUCAGUGAAAAAAGAUACCAUAACGAGAGAAUGGACUUUAGAAGGUGGCGCAUUCGUGCUUGCUGAUAAUGGUAUAUGUUUAAUCGACGAAUUUGAUAAGAUGGAAGAUAAGGACCGAGUAAGUAUUCAUGAGGCUAUGGAACAACAAACUAUAUCAAUUUCAAAAGCAGGAAUCAAUUCUACGCUCAACGCUCGAUGUGCUGUAAUCGCUGCUGCAAAUCCUAUCGGAGGUCGAUAUAAUACAUCCAAACCGUUUUCAGAUAAUGUCGAAUUAACAGAACCUAUCCUUUCGCGUUUUGAUGUCCUUUGCGUUGUCAAAGAUACAGUUGAUCCAACAAUAGAUGAAUUCCUUGCAGAAUUUGUGGUAGGGAGUCAUGUCAGAAGUCAUCCAGAUCACACAAUUGUUCCAUCCGCUCAACAAGAUAAAUCAACAAUUCCACAAGACCUUUUGAGAAAGUAUAUUAUUUAUGCGAAGCAGAUAAAACCCCAAUUGAGUAAUCUUAAUGAAAACUUGAUUUCGGACCUUUAUUCAAAAUUGAGACGAGAGGCGCAGAAUGGCGGUAUCCCAAUAACGGUUCGUUAUUUAGAGUCUAUGUUGCGAUUGGCUGAAGCUCACGCCAGAAUACAUCUUCGUUCUCAUACAUCAAAAAUUGAUAUUGAAGUUGCUAUUGAUGUGGUUUUACAAAGCUUUUUUGAUUCACAGAAAUUCGCAAUUUCAAAUAGACUUAGAAGGCAAUUCGCGCAAUAUAUCAACAAAUCCAAGGAACAAUCCGAAUUACUUACAGAUAUACUCAAUGACAUGGUUAAAGAAAAAGCAAGACUCAAAACAGCUUCAAGUGGUCAAUCUUGGAUUGGCAGUGUAAUAAUAAACGUAUCUGAAUUCAUGGAACAGGCAAGGAAAUUCAAUAUUCAUCACGAAGUUGACAAUUUCUUGAGAUCUGAUGAAUUUUCAGUUCUAUAUGAUUGGGAUCAAAGUAAAGAUUUAAUCAUCAAAUCAUUCACUUAA
This is a messenger RNA of Funneliformis geosporum, 2586 nucleotides long. The record is from the annotation of a GenBank genome assembly. NCBI's taxonomy places the organism in Eukaryota, Fungi, Glomeromycota, Glomeromycetes, Glomerales, Glomeraceae.